This is a messenger RNA of Prunus armeniaca (apricot), 1314 nucleotides long. Lineage: Eukaryota; Viridiplantae; Streptophyta; Magnoliopsida; Rosales; Rosaceae. The record is from the annotation of a GenBank genome assembly.
AUGGAAGCCAAGGCUAACAUAGUGGAAAAAGAGCUAAGAAAUAAGAGGAAGCACUUUGGAGAAGGCUCAAGUCAAGGGAACUCCAAGAAGUCCAAGGAGUUUAAGGGAAAGUGUUUCAAUUGCAACAAGCAAGGGCAUCGAGCUGUGGAUUGCCGAAGUAGAAAUGGACAAGGCAACCAAAAGAAAAAGGGCAAGACUGAGGUACACAUGACUGAAGAAGACAAGCUUUCAACUUAUUUGUCAAAUAUUAAUCUUUCUGCAGUCGUGUCUGAAGUUAACUUGGUGGGUAACACCAAGGAAUGGUGGGUGGAUACUAGAGCUACACGCCACAUAUGUUCUAAAAGGAAGAUGUUUUCUACAUAUGAAGCAAAUGAUCAAGGAGAGCCUUUAUUCUUGGGAAACUCCUCCACCUCCAAAAUUCAUGGCCAAGGGAAAAUAGUUCUAAAGAUGAUAUCUGGAAAGGAAGUCAUUCUCAAUAAUGUACUUCACAACCCUGAGAUCCGGAAGAACUUGGUUUCUAGAUCACUACUUAGCAAGAAUGGGUUCAAGUUAGUCUUUGAGUCUGAUAAGUUUGUACUUACUAAGAAUGGAAUGUAUGUGGGGAAAGGGUACCUUACUGAUGGACUCUUCAAGAUGAAUUUAGACAAGACACCUUAUGAGUUAUGGAAAGGUCACAAGCCUUCCUAUAAAUACUUGAAAGUGUGGGGGUGUCUAGCUAAAGUUGCAGUUCCAAACCCUAAAAAGGAUGCACAAGAAAGAAAUACACUUAAAAGAACCUAUGAUACUGUUAAUAGCGAUAGCCAAGAAAGUCAUCAAGAAAAUAUAGACCAAGAGAUUGCAGAACCAGAACCUGAACAUAAACCCAGGCGUAGUAAGAGAGCUAAGACAACCAAAUCCUUUGGUCAUAAGUUUCUAACUUAUUUGUUAGAAAAUGAGCCUCAAACUUACAAAGAAGCCAUGACUUCUCCUGAAGCUCCUUUCUGGAAAGAGGCUAUUAAUGUCGAAGUUGAAUCCAUCAUGCAAAAUCACACUUGGGAACUUGUGGAUCUUCCUCCUGGAAAUAAACCAUUGGGUUAUAAAUGGAUUUUUAAGAAGAAAAUGAAAGCUGAUGGACUAAUCGACAAAUAUAAGGCAAGGUUUGUUGUCAAAGGUUAUAAGCAAAGAGAAGGAUUUGAUUACUUUGACACAUAUUCACCAGUUAUGAGAAUAACAUCAAUAAGAAUGUUAAUUGCAAUUGCAGCAUUGCAUAAUCUUGAGAUACAUCAAAUGGAUGUGAAAACGGCCUUUCUAAAUGGUGAUUUACAACCUGAAUAG